Messenger RNA from Phlebotomus argentipes, 1610 nucleotides. Its product is annotated as oocyte zinc finger protein XlCOF6-like. Bases 151 to 1308 code for a protein of 385 amino acids. The record is from RefSeq and is a predicted model, not a curated record. Gene Ontology annotation, biological process: regulation of transcription by RNA polymerase II. NCBI's taxonomy places the organism in Eukaryota, Metazoa, Arthropoda, Insecta, Diptera, Psychodidae. Gene Ontology annotation, cellular component: nucleus. Gene Ontology annotation, molecular function: DNA-binding transcription factor activity, RNA polymerase II-specific; RNA polymerase II transcription regulatory region sequence-specific DNA binding. The transcript has a single exon.
GGAAUUUUUUUGAAAGCGCGCCGUUUCUCGACCAGUUGCAAUGUCAUGCCAGUUCGAUCGGUUACUUGCAAGUUGCUUGUCAGAGCAUCGUGACAUCGGGACAAGUUUUGUUUGUGUACACAGAGUUCUUAUAAAUGCUUGUGACAGAAAAUGAAUGGAUUGACAGUGAAACAAGAGUUAAUUGCUGACGUUUGUUGUCGCGAAUGCGGAGAAGAGUUCCAAGAGGCGGCGGAACUGCAAAACCACCAGGAAAAUGUGCACAAUUUCUACAGAUGCAAAACCUGCGGCAAAGAAGAGACUUCCUUGGCGGAGUUCGAGUUUCAUCUUCAGACUCACGGAGGAUUUAAGCUAUUCAAGUGCUUCACAUGCCAGGAAAUGUUCUCUUUCCUCCACGAGCUCAACAAUCAUCUGCCCACUCACGCGGGUAAGAAGGAAUCAUCGGAGGGCGAGGAAGAAUGCCUCGAGACGCAGAUCGAGUUCGAGGAAGAGAUGAAGACGGAACCUCAAGGAGAAUAUAUCGAGAGAAGAAGUGGACUUAAGGACCAGAAUGCCGAAAAAGAGCCUCUGGAGAUCGUCGAGCCAGGAAAAGCGGCUAAGAAACGAGAUUUCAGCAACGCGCAUGUUCUCAAACGCUCUUGUUCUGAUACUUAUAAGCCCAGAAAAGCGAAAAAGCGAAAAAUGCACAGAUGCGCGCAGUGUUCUUACACCUGUGACCGUAUUAGUAAGUUGAAGCAGCACUUGCAGAAGCACAGCAAUACGUGUCCUUUUGAAUGCGCCAAUUGUGGGAAAACAUAUGGAUAUAAGUCAAGUCUUAAGGUUCAUAUGCAAUCUCACAGCACGGAAAAGAAGCAUAAUCCUUGUCCCGAGUGCGGAAAAGUCUUUCUAACCCCAAUAUGUCUGCAGAGGCAUCUCAAGACACACAAUCCGGAGCGGAAGUUUGUGUGCGACUGGAAAUAUUGUCAAUACGAAACAAAUAUCAAGUGGCGCUUGCAAUGCCAUCGUCGAACUCACACAGGAGAGAAACCGUUCAAAUGUGAGAUCUGUGACGCCAAAUUCAAUUUAAAACGUAUUCUGAAGGAUCAUAUUGGACGCUUUCACGAGCCCUGCACUAUUCCCUGCACACAUUGCAAUAAGAAAUUUUCAACGCAAAGGUUACUGAAGAUACAUUUAAUGCCUCGGAAAUCGACGAUUCAGAAAAAAGCGGCUGAGAAAGAAGAUUUGAGCAUUGCGCAAGUUCCCGAACGCUCUUGUUAUAUUGCUCUUGAGCGAGUGAAAGUGAAAAAGGGAAAAAUUCACAGGUACGCGUAGUGUCCUUAUACCUGUGAUUGUAUUAGUAUGUUAAAGCGGCACUUGCGGAAACAGCAAUACGUGUUUUGAGUGCGCCAUUUGCGGAAACACAUACCGAUAUAAAUCAAAUAUUCGCAUUCAUAUGCAGACACACACCAAGGAAAAAAACCGUAAUCCUUGUAUCAUCUUACGAACAUAGGAUGUUUCCCUGUUCAGUGUGCGGCAAGAAGUUUGGAUUAAAGUACGACCUAAAACGACAUAUGAAAUAUUGUCAUUGAGCCUCUUUAUGCCGUGUCGGAUUUAAAAUAAAUGCAGCAUUUAUC